This is a messenger RNA of Laetiporus sulphureus 93-53, 1092 nucleotides long. RefSeq lists its product as uncharacterized. Bases 207 to 1010 code for a protein of 267 amino acids. Lineage: Eukaryota; Fungi; Basidiomycota; Agaricomycetes; Polyporales; Laetiporaceae. The record is from RefSeq and is a predicted model, not a curated record. The transcript is spliced from 4 exons.
ACAUUCAUCGUUCUGGAAGUUGUUUCACGGAGGCUGUUUCAAACUAUUCACACAACUUGGACUUGACAAUCACCUACGUGCCACCGUGCCGAACACUCGCCAACUAGCACGUCUCGCGAAUCUCCCGCACUGCUACCGCUCUUGUCGCUGCUUGCUCAAUGAACUUAUGAAGAUUGCAAUAUCGACCAUUUAGAUACAGAUAUCGCAUGGCGCAAUGUCUUCCCAUCAGUGGAAACCGAUCAAGUUUGAUGUGGCACUAUCUUCCUGAUGCGCAAACCGGCUGUGCACGUACUCGCAUCCCUUCUUUUCUCUACCACGUAGCAGGCUUGCAAGUUUCACGCUCGAUAUCCUCUAGUUGUCUCUGUCGAUACCUGCACAGCGGUGACAUGUUCACCAUGAUAUCUAACCUGACAUGCGCCUGGUUUGCUUUCAUGCUGCCCUGCUACAGCACCUGGAAGUCGCUGUCCCACAGGCCAGUUUCUGAGCCGGAGCUCGAACGAUGGAUGAUGUAUUGGUCAGUCAUGGGGGCCUUCGUCGCGUUCGAGUACGUCGUGGAAUGGCUCGUAGAUUGGCUCCCCUUCUACUAUGAAGCCAAGACCGUCUUCUUGCUAUUCUUGUCACUCCCCCAGACGCAGGGCUCCACCUGGGUUUACACCGCCUUCAUGCAUCCCUUCUUCACCGUGAAGGAAGCGGACAUCGAUGCAGGAAUAGAUGCUGCCCAAUCCAACCUUCUCACCUAUUCUCAAGAACGUCUGACCGCCCUCGUGCAGUAUGGUUUGAAGCUUGCUGGACAGGCUCGGGCGGAGAAGGAGCAGAGCGGGGUUGCUUCCUCGAGCGCACUAGACAUGGCGAAGGGCCUUCUGAGCGCAUUUAAUCCUUCUGUCAUCCAAACCGCAGUUGCGACAGUGGACCAGCGCCCUGCCCCAUCCCACGCUUCAUCCACCACUUCGGUCAAUUCAAUGGAAUCGACGACUUCUUCUGACUCUUCAUCCACUUCUGAUUCCCUGUAAUAGAAAACGCGUGGAACCCGCCCUGUUCUUCUUAAGUAGAAGUAGUGUGUAUGCAUGGUAUUGACAAAAUGAAUAUCUCUGC